Crotalus tigris (Tiger rattlesnake) is the source of this 410-nucleotide messenger RNA. Its product is annotated as PI-stichotoxin-She2a-like. The transcript is spliced from 3 exons. The coding region runs from base 3 to 248 and encodes 81 amino acids. Lineage: Eukaryota; Metazoa; Chordata; Lepidosauria; Squamata; Viperidae. Gene Ontology annotation, molecular function: serine-type endopeptidase inhibitor activity. The record is from RefSeq and is a predicted model, not a curated record.
CAAUGAUGCAUUUCAACUACAUGCUCCUCACUUUUGGACUGCUGAUUUUCUGCUUUCAGGAUGCCUCUUCUACAGAUAUAUGUCGACUUCCCAGAGAAGUAGGACGGUGCAAAGCUUCAUUUCCUCGUUUUUAUUUCAACGCAGCAACUGGGAACUGUGAGGAAUUCGUUUAUGGUGGUUGUGGAGGGAAUGCAAACAACUUCGCAUCUAUGGCUGAAUGCAGAGCUAGAUGUCAAAGGUCUGGGUAACAUGGACUCCAAUUCCAGAUCUCACUGAUGGGACCCUUUGAGAGACGGGGUGGAUCCAGCAGCUGCGAAAGGAAUCCAAACUUCCAUGGAGUCUCCCACUGAAACACCUUGCAUGCAUCUGAUUCUAAGCAUACUCUUAAAUAAACAUACACAUGCUUUGAA